UGUUGUUUUUGCCGACUCCAAAAUGAAAGAAGAAGAGGGAUUCCAAGAGGCCGUAGACAAACAUGGCGGCCUUCGUGAUUGCAAGCCGUCCGUCGAAUGUCCUUCCCAGGAUAUCGGCGACGGUGUCCCCAGUGGUGCUUUCUGCGGUUCCGGUGACCGUCCCGAACCGAAAGGUCCACCAUGCCCUCAUCCCCCGAGGAAAAGGCGGGCGCUCCUCCGCCAGCGGCAUCUCUGCCACGGUGUUCGGUGCCACCGGGUUCCUGGGCAGAUAUGUUGUCAAUCGCCUUGGCCGCAUAGGAUCCCAGAUAGUGAUUCCUCACCGCUGUGACCAGUAUGACCUCAUGUACCUGAGGCCCAUGGGGGACCUUGGACAGAUCAUGUUCAUGGAAUGGGAUGCGCGGGAUAAGGAGUCAAUCAAGGAGGCCAUAGCUCAUUCAAACGUGGUGAUCAACCUCAUAGGAGAGGAGUGGGAGACCAGGAAUUACCGGUUUGAGGAUGUGUUUGUGAACAUCCCGCAGCAGAUCGCUAAAGCAUGUCGUGAAGCUGGAGUCUCUAAGUUCGUCCAUGUUUCCCACCUGAACGCUGAUAUACGUAGCCCGUCCAAAUACCUGAGGAAUAAGGCUGUAGGGGAGCUGGCCGUGAGGGAUGAGUUUCCUGACGCCAUCAUCAUGAAGCCAACAGAAUACUUCGGGAGAGAGGAUAGAUUCUUCAAUCAUUAUGCCAACAUGCGUUGGUUUGGCAAAGGUGUGCCCCUUAUUGCAAUGGGAAAGAAGACUGUCAAACAGCCUGUUCAUGUGGUAGAUGUGGCCAAGGCUAUUGUGAACGCCAUCAAAGACCCUGAGGCAGUUGGAAAAACCUACGCGCUUGUUGGACCCAACAGGUAUCUGCUGCAUGACCUGGUAGAAUACAUCUAUGCCAUCGCCCACAGGCCUUUUGUGGCCUACCCCAUGCCCCGCGUCCUCUUCCAUUUGAUCGCUGGCUUUUUUGAGAAAACUCCUUUUGAGCCCUGGAUCACCCGAGACAAGAUCGACCGGUUCCACACCACAGACAUGAAGUUUCCCGGGCUGCCGGGGCUGGAGGACCUGGGUAUCACUCCCGCCACAGUAGAGCAGAAGGCCAUCGAGGUGCUCCGCCGCCACCGCCGCUCCAGGUUCCUGGAUGCCGAGCUGGGAGAAACUAAACCUGCGAAGACCGUUAAUAUCUAGACUACGUAGCUCCAUCAAUGUCAUGCGUCUCCCAAUGGCUCUGUUGUUGAUGUGAUAUUCUUUCUGCCAUUUAAAAACUUCUGUACAUAAAAUAAAAUAAUAAUUCAC
This is a messenger RNA of Engraulis encrasicolus (European anchovy), 1313 nucleotides long. RefSeq names its product NADH:ubiquinone oxidoreductase subunit A9a (gene ndufa9a). Gene Ontology annotation, molecular function: protein-containing complex binding. The record is from RefSeq and is a predicted model, not a curated record. The transcript is spliced from 11 exons. Bases 63 to 1205 code for a protein of 380 amino acids. Lineage: Eukaryota; Metazoa; Chordata; Actinopteri; Clupeiformes; Engraulidae. Gene Ontology annotation, cellular component: mitochondrion.